Messenger RNA from Lactuca sativa (garden lettuce), 1310 nucleotides. It is a transcript of the gene BZIP9, whose product is annotated as basic leucine zipper 9. Lineage: Eukaryota; Viridiplantae; Streptophyta; Magnoliopsida; Asterales; Asteraceae. Gene Ontology annotation, molecular function: DNA-binding transcription factor activity. The record is from RefSeq and is a predicted model, not a curated record. Gene Ontology annotation, biological process: regulation of DNA-templated transcription.
UUUCACAAAGCCAGUUGAAGCUUGUCUUCUUCCGACCUUUUUCUUCCCAACUUUUUUCAUAUAAUACUUCACCAAACCUCUUCAAAUCCUUAGAGGUGAAGCAACCGGAAAGAUCCAACCUUUUUCAAACAUUAUAUAUGGGUCUUUGAUUCAUUGUAUCCACUGUUAUCCACACAUUAUCAUGGAUAAUUUCACUCACAACAAAAAGGAAGAAGCAUUCAACGAUUCAUCCAUGUGCAACCCCAUGAGUAGAACCUUAUCAGACUACGAUAUCGGGGAGUUAUUAAAGCAAUCCAUGGCUGCUGAUGCUGAUCACCGAGGCGAUCCUUUCUCCGCCGUUGACGACGUCGUAUUCGGUAAUGACUACGAUUGUAAGAGUUAUGCCGCCGAUGGUUGUUCCCCCGAUCUCGCUGUUCACUACAGAAAUCUGGAUAUUGUAAAUAGAUUUUCAAGUCAUGGUGGAAUAACAGGGAGUCCUCUUUGGUCAAGAAAUCUCACUUCAAAGAAUUCUAGUAUCACAAUGACUAUGGAUUCCCAAUCUUCAAUCUGUGUUGAAAGUCCAACUUCAGCUACAAAACCAAAAAAUGUGAUUGGGGCAACAAGUGAUGAUGAACAAUCAGAUGAUGAUGAUACAGAGAUUGAAGCAGGUCAAUGUGAACAGAGUAAUGAUCAAAUGGAUGUUAAACGGUUUAAGAGAAUGGUUUCAAACAGAGAAUCUGCAAGGCGUUCAAGAAAAAGAAAGCAAGAUCAUUUAACAGAACUUGAGCAACAAGUGGAACAACUGCGUGGAGAAUACACAACUUUGUUCAAGCAACUCACAAGUGCAAGUCAACAAUUCAAAGAUGCUUCAACCAACAAUCGAGUGCUCAAGGCAGAUGUGGAAGCAUUGAGAGCUAAGGUGAAGCUAGCUGAAGAUAUGGUAGCUAGGGGUUCAUUAACAUCAAGUCUUAGUCACCUUAUUCAGAAUCAUCUAACAACUCCUCAACUCUUCAACAAUCAAAACAUGUCAAGAAUGGGAAAUGUGUCACCAACCAUAACCGUUCGUGGGGAUGACCACCCUGGACUACCCUUGCCAGGUCAGCAUGUGAUGGUGGGCCAUGCGGACAUUUUCAAGAAUGGUAUAAGCAGUGAUGCUGGAAGCUGUGUGUCUGAUAUAUGGCCUUAGGAAUUUGUCUAAUUGCAUCACUUGAACAUAAAAUAAAAAAGGGUUUGUGACUUUUGUAACCCUCUUCGAGUUCGAGUUCUUUGUAGUUUUGGUUUAUGUAAGACUUGUAUUAUUUGAAUAUGUGACAGAUGACUUUGAAGUAGUA